This is a messenger RNA of Hypanus sabinus (Atlantic stingray), 869 nucleotides long. RefSeq names its product putative defense protein 3. The record is from RefSeq and is a predicted model, not a curated record. The transcript has 5 exons. The coding region runs from base 15 to 596 and encodes 193 amino acids. Gene Ontology annotation, molecular function: oxidoreductase activity, acting on metal ions. Lineage: Eukaryota; Metazoa; Chordata; Chondrichthyes; Myliobatiformes; Dasyatidae.
AGCCGCGUUACCAGAUGCCGAACCUCGGUUUCCGCUGCGUUGUGCCCGGGCUGCUCGCCCUCUGCCUCCCGCUGGCGUCGGCCCUGUCCAAUGGCGCGCCGCUGUCAUCCUGCGGCAGCAUGGCCCCGAAUCACAUCAACAUCUUACCUCAGAAUACCUCUUCACCGCACUCCAUCAACGCGAGCCGCGUUAACGGCACCAUGCAAGUGAGAAUAAUGGGCCCAACUUACAAAGGGCUCCUGCUCCAAGCUCGAAAGCCCAAUGAGAAUACGGCAGUUGGUACGUGGAGUUCUCCUCCAGCAAAUACAAAAACAAUUAAGUGCUUCAACGCGCAAGAUAGUGCAAUGACUCAUGCAAACACAUCUGCGAAAGACAGCGAUGUCGUCUACACCUGGAAUCCACCUUCGGGAGAGUGCAUAAAGGUCAUGUUUACAGCAACUGUGGCCCAGGGCCGAUCUGUUUACUGGCUUGGGGUAACUUCGAAUGAAAUCAUGAUGAAUUGUAAUGACAAUGGUAAUGGAGCAGUGAGGACCACAUCUGGACUCGUCCUGGUGCUGAUUUGGCCUUUAUUGUACUGGUUGCAUUCUGAAGGAUAACAAACAGAUGGGGGGGGCGGGCAUUUGGUUUGGGUUGUUGAGAAUGGAUUUCCUUCGACCAAGACUGCAAAGUUCUACAACACAUCCUAAGUGGCACUUUAAGCUCUUGCACGGAAAGCUUCCCAAACUAAUGAAGAAACUGCAAUUUGAAAAGGCAACGUUGAUAAAUCCAUUUUUGUAUGUUUGUUUAAAUUGACUAAUUGUGUUUAAUGCAUAUAUGCAAGAGAAUUAUUUCCAAUAAACUUGUACUUUCUCUCAAUAAGGAUCACCUUU